CCGGGGGUGGGUCCGGGCCCUGGGCGGAGCCGCUGCCGGGCGCUGGAAUGUGCGGAAUGGGGAGAGCGGAGAGCCCGGGGCUGGCGGUGACCUGCCGGGGCUGGAGGGAGCCGGAGCCGCGCACGGGACCCCCAAGCGCAGCGCUGCGCCCCUGCCGCUCAGGAGGCCUAAGCCGAGGUGACCAUGGACUUGGCCAAGGAGACGCUCAGGAAGGAGCUGGAGGAGGAGCUGAAGCUCAGCACGGACGAGCUGCGGAGCCACGCGUGGUACCACGGCUGCCUGCCCCGGAAGGAGGCCGAGUCCCUGCUGGGGGAGGACGGGGAUUUCCUGAUCCGGGACUCAGGCUCCAGCCAGGGGGACUACGUGCUGUCGUGCCGCUGGCAGGGCGAGACCCUGCACUUCAAGAUCAUCCGGGUGGUGCUGCGCCCUCGCCUGGGCUACUCCCGCACCCUCUUCCAGUUCGAGCAGGACCAGUUUGACAACGUGCCGGCCCUGGUGCGCUUCUACGUGGGCAACCGCACGCCCGUCUCAGAGACCUCGGGCGCUGUGAUCUCCCGGCCCGUCAACCGGGACGUGCCGCUGCGCUGGCUGCAGGAGCGCUACGGGGCCACCAGCCGGCUCUGUCUGGACGGGCAGGAGCCGACCAAGGGGGACACGGCUCCCCGCAGACUCAGCCUCCGCAGACUCACCGCUGGAGAGAAGGUGACAGACGGGAACCUGCUCCGAGUGAAAGACAGGAGUGGGAGCCACCCCACCGGGCUGGAUCAGCUGGGCCAGAGACCCUCCCUCUACACGGCGCAGUCAGACAGUAACCUACGGACAGGCAGCCCGGAAGCUCCAGCCGGCACCCAGGAACGGAGCGAGCUCCCGCCCCCCUCGCCCGUCUUCCGCACUGGCAGCGACCCCGUGCUGCGGCCCACCGCCCCCCGGUGCCUGGACCCCGAGGGGGGUGCAGCCCUGAGCGGCUCGGAGGGGCAGCUGCACUCCAAGGCUCCCCCCAAGCCCCUGCGGGCCCCCUCCAUGCUGGUGGGCGACGCCUCCCAGGAGCAGCUCAGCACCUACUGUGAGCUGGUGCCCAAAGCCCCGGCCGGCCUGCGGAGCCACGUGGCUCGGCUGCACACCGAGGAGAAGUGGCGUGGCCGGGCCCGGGCCACGGACACGGCCUUUGGCUUCCUCGAGGACGGGGACGAGGUGGCGCCGCUCCCCCGGCCGCGCCGCUAUGAGGAGGAGAUGGAGGGCUUUGUGCGCCCCCUACUGGAGACAGCCUCCUCCUUCCAGCCCCACAGCUUCCACUCGCUCCUCCUGCCCCCCGACAACAAGCCUCUGGAGCCUGGCGCCCUCAAACGGCUCAAGGACCUUUUCGACCGACAUGACUGCCGGACCAUGGCGCUGCAUAUCCUCUACAUAGACUGUCUGGCUGGCAGGAUCACUGGGGUGACGAGGGAGCAGGAGCGGGCGAUGGGGGUGAGCUCGGGUCUGGAGCUGAUCACCCUGCCUCACGGGCACCAGCUGCGUCUGGACCUGUUGGAAAGGCACCAUCUCAUUGCCCUGGGCAUCGCUGUGGACAUCCUGGGCUGCACGGGGGCCGUGGCGGAGCGAGCCGCCACCCUGCACAAGAUCGUCCAGCUGGCCGUGGAGCUGAAGGGCUCGGCUGGGGACCUGUUCGCUCUGUCGGCCGUGAUGAAGGGCCUGCAGCUGCCCCAGAUUGCGCGGCUGGAUCAGACGUGGCAGAAGCUGCGGCAGAGCCACACCGAGAGCGCCAUCACCUUCGAGAAGGACCUCAAGCCCCUCGUGAAACGCCUCAACCAGGGGGAAGGGAUCUCCUCCCCAGGAGAGGUCGCCGUCCCGCACCUCCUGCCUCUCCUCAGCCUCAUGGAAGGGGAGCAGCUCUGGGGCGACCAUGAGGAGAGCUGCGACCUCCUCCUACGCACGCUGGAGUCCGCCCGCUCCAUCGCCACCAGCGCCGGGGCCUACAAAGCCACCGCAGAGGCUAAGCUCCAAGGAUUCCAAGCCACGCCGGAGCUCCUUGAAGCUUUCCAAACCGAGUUCGCGCUCCGCUUAUUCUGGGGCAGCAAAGGAGCGGCCGCGGACCGGGCCGAGCGCUACAGGAAAUUCGACGCCAUCCUCACGGUGCUGUCCCAGAAACUAGAACCAGCGGGGAAAACGGAGCCCUGAGUUUCCUCCGCCACCGUGGCACGGACCACGAACCAGGGCUUGCAGAGCCAAGUCGGCACAGGAUGGAGGAGCGACCGCGCCCCAGUGCCUGGAGAUUUCUCCACGAGCUUGGCCCCCGGUGCCGGUAGCAGGAUGGGGACAAGGGAACUAGCCCGAGACCGAAAGCCUUCCAGGCCCCACCGCCGCAGAGGACAGUGGAUACAGAGAUUUCAGCGGCUUACGCCAGGCAGUAUUCUACCAGCCCCCUCCUGCCUUGCUGCUGGAGGCGGCUGCUCCGUGUACAGAAGCUUGGGGGAGUGGGACAGAUUGGUGGACACAUUGCACCCGCAAGCCUACGGGUUUUUUAAAUGCAAAAUGCCACUGCAGGUCUAGCUUCCCCCGCCUCUUUGCCAGCGUGGGAGGGUGUGAGCUGGUUAAAGGGAACGGAGGAGCAGGGGGGAUUCCCCCUCCCAGCAGAGGAGCGGUGGCUGGAGCAAUAAACCAAAGACUUCCAGCUGGCUUGGAUAACUGCUGCAAAGGGUUGCUCCUGUCACUGGGGUGCCUGGAGGGAUGCCGGGGAGGUGGCUGGGGGCCCCCGGUGCAGCAGGAGCAGGGCUAGAACUCAGCCCGGGGCUUGAGCGCUGUUGCCUUUCCCAGAAGAGGGCUGGGUGGUAGACACCUACUGGGCCCUUCACCCCCAUUCGGGGGAUGCAUGCCCUGCCCCCUUAGACUGGCUAUUGGAGACUUACAGGAAGUGAAAAGUCUCUCUCGGCCCCUGCCCCCUUCUCCCCUGAAAUGAGCAGGUUUUGGGCUGCCCUCAGUGCAUUAGGGGAGCUCCCCUGAGUUUGGGUGGCAGGGGGCUGUCACCUCUGGCCCAGGGAUGAAGAAUUGCCUAAUGGUUACAGCAGGAGACCCCUGGGUUUGGCAGCCAGUUCGGGCAGGAAGCAGGCUGCAGCAGCUGGAGGAGACGGGGUGAAGGCUAGGAGAGGCCGGCCAGGGGUUAGACUAGACGCUCAGCUUCUGCUGACAGCUGCUGUUUAACUAAAGCAUCCUCCUGUCGUCCCCCUGACCUCAGCCCAGCGCUCUCCUCAGCGGAGGGCAGUGGGGAAGCGAAACCAGACAAUGCACCACCGAGGGGAAUGGUCUGACCCAGGCUCUCGUGUUUCCUGCCCCCCCGAGUCUCUGCUCACGUGAGGGGAACCAGCUUGAGUCAGUGCCUGUCCAAUGCCCCAAGGAGACGCUGGCCAGCAGGGUUAUGCCCAUGAGAGCUUAAGGGGGGGAUUUAAACGAGGGUAGUUUCAGCCAGGCUCAGCCCUGUGUGGAUGCUCUGAACUCAGGCUAAGCCCUUGUCUAUGGGGGAAGCUGGACCACUCUCAGCGAGGGCGGGAAUUUAAGCCCCCUGCUCUGUAUAAGCCAAUGCAAACUGCAGUUCCAUUUGUGGGGCUCCCCUCUCUUCCCCACAUCCACGGUGGAAGAAGGGGGGGUGGCUGGAGACAGCACAAGCGUGACUAGGCCCCUGCUCUACUCUAGCAGAAAAAAAGCAGUUUGAAUGUUGCCUUUAACACACUCUUGAGAACUUCUGCAUGGAAGUAAAAGUACCACGUCCCUUAUGGGGAAACUGAG
Molecule: messenger RNA, 3777 nt
Organism: Mauremys reevesii (Reeves's turtle)
Lineage: Eukaryota; Metazoa; Chordata; Testudines; Geoemydidae
Product: breast cancer anti-estrogen resistance protein 3 homolog
Exons: 10
Coding region: 184-2175 (663 amino acids)
Biological process (GO): positive regulation of peptidyl-serine phosphorylation; small GTPase-mediated signal transduction
Molecular function (GO): phosphotyrosine residue binding; guanyl-nucleotide exchange factor activity
Source: RefSeq, a predicted model, not a curated record